AGGGCGUAUUUCGAUGCCCUGCAAUACUCACUGAUGGUUAGGGUUACGGGGACCAGUGGUGGGUAUACUGGAAGAACGUUACCUUGAGAAGAUGAUAUUCGGGAACGGCGAGGGCAAAAGCAGAUCUCGGGAGGAAAUAAUCGACAACACUCUUUUGCAGGUUUAUGUAAAAGGCGGAUGCGCUGAGGAGAGACACCAGACGGCGAUUUAAACGGCUCAUCCAGAGGGAAAGCGUUCAUCCCGGCGAGUGGAAACUAUAGCUGAUGGUCAUUAUAGGAAAUGUGUCGGAUCGGUUCCUUUUUCUUACCCCGAUCGCGGAUUUUUAGGACGGGGGAGACUUUGUGAAAACGCUCCCGAGGAGCUAAAUGCCCGGCGACAAAGCAUAGAUAACAAACAACCGGCGAUAUCUUGCUGACAGCCAGAUCCCCAACCCCAAUACGAUGCUGCCCCGCCUGCAGAGAGCCCUGCGACCCGCCCUUGCCCUUCGAUCCGGGCUAGCUUGCAGAGCUCCCCGCGGCAGCGACCUCCGCACGGCGCCCAAGACGCCGACCCCCGUGCACAGUCGCGGCUUGGGCACGCACCCCCACAAGGAACCGAUGGAGCCGCUGAACUCGCCGCAGGGCGCACGGGAGUUCAUCUACAGCCUGCAUCCCACGGAGCGGACGUGCCUGCUGCGGGAGCUACACCGCUUCGAGUCCAUAGCUAUAGCACAAGAGAAACUGGAAAUGGCCCCUCCAACAGCAGCUCAGCUGAGAUACGUACUCCUGCACAACGCCAUCCCCUUCGUUGGAUUUGGGUUUCUGGACAACGCCAUCAUGAUCGUGGCUGGGACGCAGAUUGAGCUGUCCAUAGGGGUCAUUUUGGGGAUCUCCACUAUGGCAGCCGCAGCCUUGGGGAACCUGGUGUCAGAUCUGGCCGGACUCGGCCUCGCCGGGUACGUAGAGGCCUUGGCCAGCCGACUGGGCAUGCAGAUCCCCGACCUGUCGCCCAAGCAGGCGGACAUGUGGCAGACCAGGGUCAGCUCGCACGCGGGAAAAGCCAUAGGGGUCGGUAUUGGCUGUGUGCUGGGGAUGUUCCCCUUACUCUUCUUCAAGGACGACGACGAGCAGGACACGAAAGGGGGUGACGGACCCAAGCAGCCACUGCAGGACUCCAAAGGAGUGAUUUCAUGACCCGGUGACUGUGACCUCGGGAUCUCAGCUGCCUGGAAAUCGGCCCGUAACCCACGUUUGUUGUUGGGAAAACCCAAAUCCCUUUCCGCGGCCAAGGUUGGAGCCAUCUCACUUGCACAAACUCUGAGCCGGGCCGGACCGGACCAGGACUGGGAGGGCACCUGGGCCACUGCUGAAUGGCUUUGCUUGACGAAUGCAAAACCGCUCAGCUGGCCCCGCCAUUAGGGGGCGCUUCUGAGCCUCUGAGUUCCUCUGAAAAUGCAUGCUUAGCUUCUCUCUUGGUUCUUAGAGUAUCUGUACUCUGUAGAGUAACAGACUGUAUCCUAGAACAAUAUUAGAGUAUUAGAACAAAUAUUGAAGCUGUUCAGUAACCCUGUCAAGGCACAGCUAUAACUUGUAUUUAUAUAUAGUUUUAAAAAAUGUUGCUGUCACUAUUUAAUUUUUAAUUUAACCUCAUUUUGCUGUUUUUAGGUUUCCGUUACAUAUGAAGUGAUUUAUCUGUUAUAUUAACGUUUCUGUGUUUUGGUUCGUUGUGGACUGGGUCGCCUGCAAAGCGUUUGCUUCAUUAACCAAACCGUGUCCCCUACUGCCUCGAAAUGGGACCGCAUGUCCGAGUGUCUUCAUUCUCUAUUAAGCCAAGAUGACGCUCGUUCGCUCAUUCUGCAUGGGUCGCUUGGACCAUUCAGCUGCCAGUUUGCAGCCGUCACCCUUGCCCUCAUUGGCCUACGGUGUUUUUCCAUUGUUAGCCAAUCAGCAUUGGGGUAUUAGUUCAUCAGUUGAUGUCUGGGGUCCACAGAGCCCUGCUCAGCUGACGAUAGCAGUUCCUAUUAUUAUUUUUUUUUCCCAGUGAAGUCUAGCAUGUUUAUCUUCUCAGUCUGGUCCCAGGGACAUGCAGCUCUCACUCUGUCACAGGCUCAUUGACGUUUGGCUCACAUGAUCGUGCUUUUAACUUAAAAUUCCUGCAUGAUCCUCAGGCGUGUGGGAGUUCUGUCUGGACUGGAGCUUCUCACAUUGGACAGCCCCCAGUCUGUCUUCCCAGCUGCCACGAGCAUGACCAUGUGUCAUCCGAGUCACAGAUGACAUUCUCCUUCUCUUUUCUUGAUGCCCUGUGUUUCCAGAAGUGCCGUGCUCGUGGUGAGGUCAUUCUAGUCGUGAAACAACAGAAAUGUGCGAAAGCUUUGUAAAAACCGAAGCCUUACACACCGAUGUAUGUGCAGUCACACUCAAGAGAACUUUCUAGAAGGGAUUUGAGGCUGCUACAUUAAGGUUUGUUGAAGUAAAGUUUUUUUUUUUUUGUUUCUCAUAAACACAAGAGUGACAGAUUUGAGGGGAUGUUUAUGUACGUUAGUUAAAUUCAUUGUGCUAUGAGAGAACAGUAACACAAAACCAACAGAAUGUAUCAUGCCUUAAAUGUUUUAAGUUUAAGUUUAUUUCUUUCCCCCCACUGGUUUUCCAGUUCUUUCUUUGUCCUCCCCAUUAAAGACAAAAAUAAAGAAGCCCUUGUUAUUUUA
Molecule: messenger RNA, 2683 nt
Organism: Paramormyrops kingsleyae
Lineage: Eukaryota; Metazoa; Chordata; Actinopteri; Osteoglossiformes; Mormyridae
Source: RefSeq, a predicted model, not a curated record